Malassezia japonica is the source of this 4548-nucleotide messenger RNA. RefSeq names its product P-type phospholipid transporter. The transcript is spliced from 2 exons. Lineage: Eukaryota; Fungi; Basidiomycota; Malasseziomycetes; Malasseziales; Malasseziaceae. Bases 1 to 4548 code for a protein of 1515 amino acids. Gene Ontology annotation, molecular function: ATPase-coupled intramembrane lipid carrier activity; magnesium ion binding; ATP hydrolysis activity. The record is from RefSeq and is a predicted model, not a curated record. Gene Ontology annotation, biological process: phospholipid translocation. Gene Ontology annotation, cellular component: plasma membrane; trans-Golgi network.
AUGGCCUCCACGGUAUGGCGGAAGCUCAAGGCGAUCGACCUUAACCCCGAGACGGCCUUCAAGCCAAAGCGCCCCCCUCCCGCCACACGCGAUGUGAUGGUGAACUUGGACUUACCACCCGAAGCCUUUGAUGCGAAGGGACGCGUGAAGAAGAGCUGGGUGUACGUUACCAACCAGAUCAAGUCGUCCAAAUACACAAUUUACAACUUCGUGUUUAAAAACCUGCUGGAGCAGUUCCGACGUGUAGCCAAUGUGUUCUUCUUGGUCCUUGUCAUUCUCCAGUUCUUCCCCGAGUUUACUACGAUCAGUCCGGGUGUGGCUAUGCUUCCUUUGCUCAUUGUCUUGGCUAUCACCAUGAUCAAGGACGGUUACGAGGACAUUAAGCGUCACCAGUCCGACCGUGCGGUCAACCGGCAAAAGACAUACGUGCUUCACGGUAGCGGAUGGAAGAACCAUAACCGCACCGAGGCCAAGUCACGCAGCAUCCGCGUGCUUCUGACGGUCGUGCGGCAGUACUUUUCGCCACGGAGCUGGGGCAUCGGGAAAAAGCCCGCUGCCGCACGAGCACCCGAGGACCCUCAUGUGGUGCACCGUGGCGCGCCCGACGCGCCCCGUGUCACGUCGCCGACGCCCAUGUCGCCCAUUGAGGAGAACGAGCCAGCAGAGUUUGCGACACCGAUGCCCAUGCCGCAGUCGCCGCAUGCCGACACCGGGCCGUGGGAGCGCCAUCCUGCACAUGCCCGCCCCAGCCUCAAUAGUGAGCGCAGCUUCUCCGAGCCGAGCAAGAAGCGCCACAGCUCCAUGAGUGAGCGCUCGUUGCACCACUCUGGCAAAGGACUCCGCUGGCGCAACAAGCACUGGGAGGACCUGCACGUCGGCGACAUUGUCCGGCUCAAUAACAACGACGAAGUUCCGGCUGAUAUUGUCAUUUGCUCGACCAGCGAGGGCGACGGCAGCUGCUACGUCGAGACGCGCAAUCUCGACGGUGAGAUCAAUCUCAAGUCGCGCUAUGCCGUCCCGGAGCUUACCGAGAUGAACACACCCGAGGCCUGCGCCACGGUCCCGUUCCAGAUCGAAGUGGAGCCGCAAAACACGGAUAUGUACCGCUUCAACGCGCGUGCGAUUCUCCACGACGAGCUGAACGACGAGGGCGAGUACCUGCAGUGCCCCAUCACCCUCAACCAGGUGCUCCUGCGUGGCUGUACAGUGCGCAACACCGACUGGGUGAUUGGCGUGGUGACCAUGACCGGUCUCGACUCCAAGAUUGUGCUCAACUCGGGCGAUACGCCGAGCAAGCGCAGCCGCAUGGAGUUCACCAUGAACCGGAUGGUAUAUGUGAACCUUGCCAUCAUUGCGGUUAUUGCUGUCGUGUGCGCCAUUGCUGAUGCGCGCCUCGAGCAGUACUUUUUCCAGCGCACCGCGUACUGGCAGUAUGGCGCGGUGCACGGCGACGAUAAUCCGAAUAUCAACGGUCUUAUCGCCUUUGCCAACUCGCUCAUUACCUUCCAGAACUUUGUCCCGAUCUCACUGUACAUCUCGUUCGAGGUCGUGCGCACUAUUCAGGCUUUGUUUAUUUUUGAGGACCACGACAUGUUCUACGAGAAGGCGUCGCGCCGCACGACGGCCAAGUCCUGGAAUCUGAGUGACGAACUCGGCCAGAUCCAGUACAUUCUCAGUGACAAGACGGGUGCCUUGACGCAGAACCUGAUGAUUUUCCGCGAAUGCUCCAUCGCCGGCACCGUCUACCACGGUGAUGAGCCGCAGGAUAAGGAGAAGGCGAGCACCCAGGAAGAGGAGCCGCCGGCCAACAACCGCAUGCGUGUGCGCCCAUCGCUCGAGGAUGUGCCGCCUUACAAGGAUGCGCGGCUCACCGGGCUCCUCAACAGCCCCUCAGAGAAGCAGUUUGGCGCGGCCGACGACUUCUUCCACUGUUUGUCGCUCUGUCACACGGUGCACAUUGCCAAGACGGACGAGCGCAACGUGAUCAUGUACAAGGCCGAGUCGCCCGACGAACAGGCGCUAGUGCAGACGGCUGCCGACAAUGGCUACGUCUACUGCGGCCGCCACGUGAACACGGUCGAGCUCCAAGUACCGACCAAGGACAAGCGCGAGCGCUACGAGGUCCUGCAUACGAUCGAGUUCUCGUCCGCACGCAAGCGCAUGAGCGUCAUCUUGCGCCGCUACUCGGACAAUGAGAUCAUCAUGUAUUCCAAGGGUGCUGAUGCCAUGAUCUACUCGCGCAUGGGCCCAGGCCAGGAGGACAUGCAGAAGGCCACCGACGGCAACCUCGAGGAGUUUGCCAGCAAGGGUCUGCGUACGCUCUGCCUUGCGCAGCGCACACUGGAUGUCAACGUCUAUAAGACCUGGGCGCACAAGUACCAAGAAGCCUCGGUGUCGACCACCGACCGUGAGGAGCGCAUGGAGGAGCUCGCCAGCGAGCUCGAGCAGGACCUGCAGCUGAUUGGUGCGACGGCCAUCGAGGAUCGUCUGCAGGACGGCGUCCCCGAAACGAUUGCAGACUUGAAGCGCGCCGGUAUCAACAUCUGGGUCGCGACCGGUGACAAGCUCGAGACGGCCGUGGCGAUCGGAUACAGUACCAUGCUUCUGUCGCAAGACAUGAACCUGGUCAUUAUCCGCGGCGGUGCGUACGGCACGACCGGCUCUGCGUACGAGCAGCUGGAGCGCGCGAUUGAGCGCUUCUUUGGUGGUCGUGAGGCGCUUACUGACGUCAAGCACGAGCCGCCGCCUGCGCCCGAUACGCAAGGCGUGUCGCGCACGUCGCACGGUAGCCAGUUGUCGCUCGUGGGCGAGCACAAUGGCGAGCGUCCCGGUGGCUACGCGCUGGUGAUUGACGGUCACGCGCUCGGCUAUGCGCUCGACGAGCCGUACAGCCGCGAGCUUCUUUUGAAGGUCGCAGUGCACUGCCGUGCUGUCGUCUGUUGCCGUGUGUCGCCGCUCCAAAAGGCGCUCAUUGUGCGCCUGGUGCGUGACGGCCUCAAAGGCAUGACGCUUGCGAUCGGCGAUGGUGCAAACGAUGUCUCGAUGAUCCAGGCUGCGCACGUCGGUGUGGGUGUGGCAGGUGAAGAGGGUCUUCAGGCUGUGAACUCGUCCGACUAUGCCAUCGGCCAGUUCCGCUUCCUGAAGCGUCUCUUGCUUGUGCACGGCCACUGGUCGUUCUACCGGAACAGCAAGAUGAUCAACCUGUUCUUUUACAAGCAAGUGGUGCACACCGGUACGCUUUUCUGGUUCCAGAUCUACUGUGCGUGGAGUACGACGCAGGCGAUGGACUAUGUCUACCUGCUGCUCUACAAUGCGAUCUGGACUGUGGCGCCAGUCGUGGGCGUGGGCCUCUUUGACCGCAACGUGUCCGACCGUGUUCUGAUGGAGGUGCCUGAGCUGUAUACGCGCUCGCGUAAAGGCUCGUACUUUGGCAUGGGUCGUUUCUAUUGGUACAUGCUUGAUGGUCUGUACCAAUCGGUGGUGCUCUUCUUCUUCUUCAUGUACUUUUACGACACCACCACGCCCCGCAACGAUGGCUAUGACAUCAACAUUUACGAGCCGACCACCGGCAUGGUGAUGGCGACCGUGCUCCUGGCGAAUCUUUAUUGUGCGCUCGACACGCUUGCGUGGACGUGGUGGAUCGUAUUUGCGGUUUCCAUCGGACCCUUCCUCAUCUUUGUCUUUGCUCCGAUCUAUGCGGCCUUCCCCCCGGCGCUUGCGUACACGUACUCAUGGGGCAACAACUAUGCGCUGUACCGCUCGGUGCAGUUCUGGUUCGCAGGCAUCUUUACCGUGUUCCUUGGAAUUCUGCCGCGCCUCUUGUUCGAGUACUUCCGCAUGCUCAUUGCGCCGACCGACAUCGACUUGCUGCGUAUCGUCGACUCGCGCGACCCCGACCAUGAUUACAUCCACGACCAGCGGAUGCCGGGCAUGCGUGCCGCACAAGCGUACGAGCCGGAAGUGGAGAUGGAAGGCGACACGACGAUGCGCUCUUUCCACGGCGACAGCUACCCGUUAAUGCCGACUGCCAGCCGCACGAGCAGCCGCCACUACGACAUGAGCACGGGCCAAGAGUCCAUCUAUCGUGGCUACUCGUACGCAGCUUCGGACACCCCCUCGCAACGCCCCCGCUCGACGCUGCGCCGCCUCGGCCGCAAGCUCAAGCCCAAGAACCUCCUCCGGAAACGCACACCGCACCAGCCAGAGGAGCCCGACGUUCAUUACACACGCGCUCGCGAGAAUGCAGAGCCGGCCGUUCCUUUGCGUCGCGACGCGAGUGUGUCGCAGUCGGAGGCCUACACAGGCAAGCGGGAGUCGAUGGUCGACGAAUCAGUGAUGCAGGACUCGUCCGCUGAGGAGCCCGUGGCCGCGCCGCCGCUCUUCGGGCAGAAUGAACCCCCGCUGUUUAACCAGGCGCCGUCGCACAGCGUUUCGGACACCUUCUUCUCGGUAAUUGAGCCCGACUCGCCCUCCGGCCGCCAGGUCUCGGGUACGUACGAGACACCGGUACUCGAGAACCCGUUACGCUCGCCGGACCCGCAGGCAUAG